CCUGGACGUGCGUCUUUCUUUCUUCUCUCUGGGGAAGCAUGAGCGUGCAGACCCGCCGCUGCGGCGGCCGCCCGGGCCCUUCGCCUCGCCCUCUUCGGGCCGCCCGUCGCCGGUGAGAGCAGAGCGCGCGAGAAGGGAAGAUGGGGCCCGUCCUGAGGAGCCUCCUGGCCUGCAGUCUCUGCGUGCUCUUGAGAGCGGCCCCUUUGUUGCUUUAUGCAAACAGACGGGACUUGCGGUUGGUGGAUGCUACAAAUGGCAAAGAGAAUGCUACAAUAGUAGUUGGAGGAUUGGAGGACGCAGCUGCAGUGGACUUUGUGUUUGGUCAUGGCUUGAUCUACUGGAGUGACGUCAGCGAAGAAGCUAUUAAGCGAACAGAAUUUAAUAAAACUGAGAGUGUUCAGAAUGUUGUUGUUUCUGGAUUAUUGUCCCCUGAUGGACUGGCAUGCGAUUGGCUUGGAGAAAAAUUAUACUGGACAGAUUCAGAAACUAAUCGGAUUGAAGUUUCUAAUUUAGAUGGAUCUCUACGAAAAGUUUUGUUUUGGCAAGAGUUGGAUCAACCCAGAGCUAUUGCCUUAGAUCCUUCAAGUGGGUUCAUGUACUGGACUGACUGGGGAGAAGUGCCAAAGAUAGAACGUGCUGGAAUGGAUGGUUCAAGUCGUUUUGUUAUAAUAAAUACUGAAAUUUACUGGCCAAAUGGACUGACUUUGGAUUAUGAGGAACGAAAGCUUUAUUGGGCAGAUGCCAAACUUAAUUUCAUCCACAAAUCAAACCUGGAUGGAACAAAUAGACAGGCAGUGGUUAAAGGUUCCCUUCCACAUCCUUUUGCAUUAACGUUAUUUGAGGACACAUUGUACUGGACUGACUGGAAUACACACUCCAUUUUGGCUUGCAGCAAGUACACUGGCGAGGGUCUGCGUGAAAUCCAUUCUAACAUCUUCUCUCCCAUGGAUAUACAUGCCUUCAGCCAGCAGAGGCAGCCAAAUGCUACAAAUCCAUGUGGAAUUGAUAAUGGUGGUUGUUCUCAUUUGUGUUUGAUGUCUCCAGUCAAGCCAUUUUAUCAGUGUGCUUGCCCAACAGGGGUCAAACUUCUGGAGAAUGGAAAAACCUGCAAAAAUGGUGCCACUGAAUUACUGCUUUUAGCCCGAAGGACAGACUUGAGACGCAUUUCUUUGGAUACACCAGAUUUUACAGACAUCGUUCUGCAAUUAGAAGACAUUCGUCAUGCCAUUGCCAUAGAUUAUGAUCCUGUGGAAGGCUAUAUCUACUGGACUGACGAUGAAGUGAGGGCCAUACGCCGCUCCUUCAUAGAUGGAUCUGGCAGUCAGUUUGUGGUCACUGCUCAAAUUGCCCAUCCUGAUGGUAUUGCUGUUGACUGGGUUGCACGAAAUCUUUACUGGACAGACACUGGCACUGAUCGGAUAGAAGUGACAAGGCUCAAUGGGACCAUGAGAAAGAUCUUGAUUUCAGAAGACUUAGAGGAACCCCGGGCUAUUGUGUUAGAUCCCAUGGUUGGGUACAUGUAUUGGACUGACUGGGGAGAAAUCCCGAAAAUUGAACGAGCAGCUCUAGAUGGCUCUGACCGAGUAGUAUUGGUUAAUACUUCUCUUGGUUGGCCGAAUGGUUUAGCUUUGGAUUAUGAUGAAGGCAAAAUAUACUGGGGGGAUGCCAAAACGGACAAAAUUGAGGUUAUGAAUACUGAUGGCACUGGAAGACGAGUACUAGUGGAAGACAAAAUCCCUCACAUAUUUGGGUUUACUUUGUUGGGUAACUAUGUUUACUGGACUGACUGGCAGAGGCGCAGCAUCGAAAGAGUGCAUAAGCGAAGUGCAGAGAGGGAAAUCAUCAUAGAUCAGCUGCCUGACCUCAUGGGGCUAAAGGCCACAAAUGUUCAUCGAAUCAUUGGUUCCAACCCUUGUGCUGAGGAGAAUGGGGGUUGUAGUCAUCUUUGCCUCUAUAGACCUCAGGGCCUUCGCUGUGCCUGCCCCAUUGGCUUUGAACUCAUUAGUGACAUGAAGACCUGCAUUGUCCCUGAGGCUUUCCUUUUGUUUUCACGGAGAGCAGAUAUAAGACGAAUUUCUUUGGAAACAAACAAUAAUAAUGUGGCCAUUCCACUGACUGGUGUCAAAGAAGCUUCUGCUUUGGAUUUUGAUGUGACAGACAAUCGAAUUUAUUGGACUGAUAUAUCACUCAAGACCAUCAGCAGAGCCUUCAUGAAUGGCAGCGCGCUGGAACAUGUGGUAGAAUUUGGCUUGGAUUACCCAGAAGGCAUGGCAGUGGACUGGCUUGGGAAGAACUUAUACUGGGCUGACACCGGAACAAAUCGAAUCGAAGUGUCAAAGUUGGAUGGACAGCACCGACAAGUUUUGGUUUGGAAAGAUCUGGACAGCCCCAGAGCUCUAGCUUUGGACCCCGCUGAAGGAUUUAUGUAUUGGACUGAAUGGGGUGGAAAACCCAAGAUAGACAGAGCAGCUAUGGAUGGAAGUGAGCGUACUACACUGGUUCCAAAUGUAGGGCGGGCAAAUGGCCUGACUAUUGAUUAUGCUAAAAGGAGGCUUUAUUGGACAGACUUGGACACCAACUUAAUAGAAUCCUCAAAUAUGCUUGGACUCAACCGUGAAGUUAUAGCAGAUGACCUGCCCCAUCCUUUUGGCUUAACUCAAUACCAAGAUUACAUCUACUGGACUGACUGGAGCCGACGCAGCAUUGAGCGAGCCAACAAAACCAGCGGCCAGAACCGCACCAUCAUUCAGGGCCAUUUGGACUACGUGAUGGACAUCCUUGUCUUCCACUCCUCACGGCAGGCAGGGUGGAACGAGUGUGCUUCCAGCAACGGGCACUGCUCCCACCUCUGCCUGGCAGUGCCGGUUGGAGGUUUUGUUUGUGGAUGCCCUGCCCACUACUCACUGAAUGCUGACAACAGGACUUGUAGUGCUCCUACCACUUUCCUGCUCUUCAGUCAGAAGAGUGCCAUCAACCGCAUGGUGAUUGAUGAACAGCAGAGUCCUGACAUCAUUCUUCCUAUCCAUAGCCUUCGGAAUGUCCGGGCCAUUGAUUAUGACCCACUGGACAAACAACUCUAUUGGAUCGACUCACGACAAAACAUGAUCCGAAAGGCACAGGAGGAUGGCAGCCAGGGCUUUACUGUGGUGGUGAGCUCAGUUCCAAACCAAAACCUAGAAAUACAGCCCUAUGAUCUCAGCAUUGACAUUUAUAGCCGCUAUAUCUACUGGACUUGUGAGGCUACAAAUGUCAUUAAUGUGACAAGAUUAGACGGGAGAUCGAUUGGCGUGGUUCUAAAAGGCGAUCAAGACCGACCCCGAGCCAUUGUGGUUAAUCCAGAGAAGGGGUAUAUGUAUUUUACCAAUCUUCAGGAAAGGUCUCCCAAAAUAGAACGGGCUGCUUUAGAUGGAACAGAACGUGAGGUCCUGUUUUUCAGUGGCUUAAGUAAACCAAUUGCUUUAGCUCUUGAUAGCAGGUUGGGCAAACUCUUUUGGGCUGAUUCAGAUCUCCGGCGAAUUGAAAGCAGUGAUCUCUCAGGUGCCAACAGGAUAGUGUUAGAAGACUCCAAUAUCUUGCAGCCUGUGGGACUGACUGUGUUUGAAAACUGGCUCUACUGGAUUGAUAAGCAGCAACAAAUGAUUGAAAAAAUAGACAUGACAGGUCGAGAGGGCAGAACUAAAGUCCAGGCUCGGAUUGCCCAGCUUAGUGACAUUCAUGCAGUAAAGGAGCUGAAUCUUCAGGAGUACAGACAGCACCCUUGUGCUCAGGAUAAUGGUGGUUGUUCACACAUUUGUCUUGUAAAAGGCGAUGGUACUACAAGGUGUUCUUGUCCCAUGCACCUGGUUCUGCUUCAAGAUGAGCUUUCAUGUGGAGAGCCCCCAACAUGUUCUCCUCAGCAGUUUACUUGUUUCACUGGGGAAAUUGACUGUAUCCCUGUGGCUUGGCGUUGUGAUGGGUUUACUGAAUGUGAAGACCACAGUGAUGAACUCAAUUGUCCUGUGUGCUCAGAGUCCCAGUUCCAGUGUGCCAGUGGGCAGUGUAUUGAUGGUGCCCUCCGAUGCAAUGGGGAUGCAAACUGCCAGGAUAAAUCAGAUGAAAAGAACUGUGAAGUGCUUUGUUUAAUUGAUCAGUUCCGCUGUGCCAGUGGCCAGUGCAUUGGAAAGCACAAGAAAUGUGAUCAUAAUGUGGAUUGCAGUGACAAAUCUGAUGAACUGGAUUGUUAUCCAACUGAAGAGCCAGCACCACAGGCCACCAAUACCGUUGGGUCAGUAAUUGGAGUAAUUGUCACCAUUUUUGUGUCUGGAACCAUAUACUUUAUCUGCCAGAGGAUGUUGUGUCCACGCAUGAAGGGAGAUGGGGAAACUAUGGCCAACGACUAUGUGGUUCAUGGACCAGCGUCUGUGCCUCUGGGUUAUGUGCCACACCCGAGCUCUCUGUCAGGGUCUCUUCCAGGAAUGUCUCGAGGUAAAUCAAUGAUCAGUUCCCUCAGUAUCAUGGGGGGAAGCAGUGGACCCCCUUAUGAUCGAGCACAUGUCACAGGCGCGUCGUCAAGCAGUUCUUCAAGUACCAAAGGCACUUACUUCCCUGCAAUUUUGAACCCACCACCAUCCCCUGCCACAGAGCGAUCACAUUACACUAUGGAAUUUGGUUAUUCUUCAAACAGUCCUUCCACUCAUAGGUCAUACAGUUACAGGCCCUACAGCUACCGGCACUUUGCACCCCCUACCACACCCUGCAGCACAGAUGUUUGUGACAGUGACUAUGCUCCUAGCCGGAGAGUGACCUCGGUGGCAACAGCCAAAGGCUACACCAGUGACUUGAACUAUGACUCAGAGCCUGUGCCCCCACCUCCCACGCCCCGAAGCCAGUACUUGUCGGCAGAGGAGAACUAUGAAAGCUGCCCCCCUUCUCCAUACACAGAGAGGAGCUAUUCCCAUCACCUCUACCCACCGCCACCCUCGCCCUGCACAGACUCCUCCUGAGGAGGAGCCCUCCUCCUCUGACUGCCUCCACCAUGAAGAAUGUAAAUACGCAUUUGGUUGAGAUCUGGAGGGGGGGAGGGAACUAUUAGAGAAGGAUGAGGCAGACCAUGUACAGUUAAAAUUAUAAAAUGGGUAGGGAAUACUGGAGAUAUUUGUACAGAAGAAAAGGAUAUUUAUAUAUUUUCUUAAAACAGCAGAUUUGCUGCUUGUGCCAUAAAAGUUUGUAUAAAAAAUAAAUUUGUACUAAAAGUUUUAUUUUUGCAAACUGAAUACACAGAGCAUGCCUUAAACCCAGUGAAGUGACUGAGUACAAAGGAAACAGGAAUUAUAAAGGCAUCACUGACCAGAAAUGUCUGGGCUUUAUCGAUACCAAAAAAUUUUUUUAAAGAAAAAGAAAAAAAUUACGUCUAUCCCAGAGUGGCAAACCAUACAUACUUGGAAGUAGCCAAAUAGCCUUCAAGUUAACUAACAUUUGAGACCCAAGAUAAGAAAUCAUGAAAAAUAAUAAUAAUGAUAGUAUUGAAAAAAGGGCUUUGUUUUCUCUAGGGAUACAACCAUUUUAGUGAGGAAAAUAAGUAUUUACAAAAACCCCUUCUGGGUGUUGCCGUUCAGGAGACCCCACUGUCUGUAGGACACUGCUGGGCUGUGUGUGCACGCCUUCUGUCUGUCCCUACCUUAGAGCCCACACCUCUGUCAAAAGGUUUCCACACUGCUGCCUUCCCCUGCAAUGCUGUAGGCCGUUUUGCCCCUUAAAUGGUGAUUUAUUCGAGCUUUUUAUCUGAGGAGUUGAUUAAAUGGGAUUUUUGAAAUUAGGGCUUGAUUCUAAUAUUUUACCAGCUCCAUUCCCCACCAGGCUUAGCUCUUCAAUUUGACCACUGUUUUUGCUCAGUGAUAAAAAGUUAGCCAUAUUAUUUGAUCCUCUUUACUUCCAAGAUUGUUUUAGUGCUCAAUAAAAAUGUCCUUUUGCAACACAUAUAGACAGUGUUUAAGAUCUACUAGUCUAACCAUUAUGUUUUCGUUGUAAAUUAAUCAUAUAUCCUUGCAGUACUUUCAGCCUAUAAUAUCACAUAUGAAAUCAUUUUUAUAUAUAUUUUUGAGUAAAACAUUUAAAUAUGUUCUGGUUAGAGACAAUCUAUUUAAAAAGAGUUUGUGUGUAUGUGUAUGUUACCAUUAGCUUUUCCUGUAUUAACUGUUUGUGACAUUUUCACAAUCUGUAGACCAGGUUUUCUCAGAAUGAUGUCUACAUACAUACCUCUUCUAAUGUGUGACAUGAGUUUUAAUACCUUCCUGUUAUCCACUGUGAAUGUUAGGUUUUAAAAUUAUUCACAAAUUAUUCUUAUAAUAUUCUCAUGUAUUUUUAUGUGUUCUUUUAUCCCAUUAUGGAUUAAUAUAAUUUAAGAAAUUUAACAAUGGGAAUUAAAUGAGAAGAUAAUUAUUAACUUCUCAGCUGUCAGAACUUGGGUGGAGGGGAAUAACGGAAGUCUCUUAUGUAACCUGCCUGACCUGCUGUCAUGUAUGGUACUGGGGCUGCUACAUCUUCAGCUAUCAGGGCUGACCUGUGGAUUGAUUCUAGCACUGCUCUGCCUCCUUGCCAGAAGCUAACUUCCUGCUUUUUACAUGUGUCCAGCACUGUUCUGCUAAAACUACAUGUGUUUUUUAAACUAGUGUGCUUUUACAUUAAUAGAUAUUGGUGAAUUAGUGUUCUCUCUCCCCUUCCCCUCUCCUCUCCUUCUCCCUCACCCUCUCGCUCCCUCUCUCCCUCUCUUUCUCUCUCUCCCUCUCUUUCUCUCUCUCCCUCCCUCCCUCCUCUGCCUUGGUGAGGCCUCUCUGGUAAUCAGAGCUCCCCCCAAAAUCUCAAGAAGGGAUUCAGAAGUUUAGCAGGGGCAAAGUAACUUUUCAAGCAACUAAAAAAAUACUUAACAUUUUUAAAGAGGAAAAAAAAAAUGUGGUCCAGACUAAUGCUCAGAAUACUGGGGGCAACUUAAAAGAGCCAGGUGCCCUUGAUUUUGCAUAUAUAUACAAAGGGUAAUCCAUCAGUCAGUGUCUUUUAUCUCAGACAAGCGUUGCCCCUUCCUAUUGCUGGAACAAAGUGCUCAUGGUCUAAGGCAAAGUGGACGUUGAACUUCCAAUAUGUGACACAUGGGCACUGGAUGUUUCAAUGAAGAUGGGAAGGUUAGCAAUAACUGGGUAUCAAUAAGAAUUCAAGAAUUCGAUAUGUUUACAUUUUUAGCAUGCAUCUUUACCUGGUGGGCUUCCCAUGUGGAAACUUGCACUAUAAUGAACUAAGAAGAAUAUUGCCUUGUUUUAUCUCAGUCCAAGUGCUUGUACUGCGAAGGCAAUGGCCUCUUCUUGCAAAAUACUAAUUUGUGUGCCAAUUUGUUUGAAAUUAUUUGAAGGCAGUUCAGCUUAAUCUCAGUAUCCUCUUUCUGGGAUUGUUGAGAUAGAUUCUUAAUAUUUCUGAGAGUACUUUUAAUGAGAGGAUUGUCAAAUUUGGGAAAGAGUUAUUAUUGGUUCUCAGGUUACAUGGACGGUUAAGCUUAAGUAAAAUACAUCUUGAUUACUAAACACGAGUUUUAAUUUGAAAAAUUGAGAAUGAACAUAAUACAAGUUGGGGAAAAAAAUGAAAAAAGAUUAUAGGCUUGGUGUAUCAUGAUAGUCACUAUUCAAAAGUAUGCCUGCUUAUGAUAUUAAAAUCUUAUCUGGGAAAUGAACUUUGAUAUCACACUGCACUGCAGCAAGCUCUUUGGGAUUGGUCUUCUGUAAGCGAGGUUCUCAACCUCACUUCCUCAGAGCCCAGGGUUUGCUGCCUGUUCAGGAGACCAUAAUUCAUGUCUUGCUGCCUGGCGGCUCUGAUGUGAUCAUGUUGCAUUCCUGCUGGUGGUUCAAGCUGGCAGAAGCGUGUCAAGUCAGAUAAUGGCACAUUCACACUGGAAAAAUGGAGCUGUUGGAUAGUGUUUUCUCAGUAUUAAUUUUUCUUCCAUGAAAUUCUGUUACUGCUUUGUCCCUUGUUGCCAUUCUUCUAUACUAUGUAUUAAAGAUGUCUGUUUGGCCAAAAAGUAUAGUUAUUUUAAUUGUAAUAUAAAAACACCUUUAACAGGUUUGAGAAAAAGAACAAUAGAUUAUUUAGAAAUGAAGGCUUCAAUUAAAGUACAUCUUCAUCUAAUGUAGGCCAGUAAUUUGGGGGGAAGUUUUUGUUUUGUUUAGGUUUUUGUUUUUUGAGACAGAGCCUUUUUAUGUAGCUCAAGCUGACCUCGAACUCAUCAUGUAGCCCAGGCUGUCCUCAGACUUGGAAUUCUCUUGCCUCAGUCUCCUGCAUGCUGGGAUUAUGGUAUACAAUGCCACACACCUGGCUGGGGAGGGUUGUUUGAGCAGUAUAAUUUUAAGAUAAUUUAGGGUUUUAUUUGUUCAUCAUUUUAAAAUAACUUAAACUCAAUACUUUGUAUAAUGGCAACUCAUUCAAUAUUUAAGUUGUAAAAAUAGCAUCUAUUUUGCAAUAUUCAGAAACAAAAAAUUUUGGACUUUUCACACCCCCAAAUACGAUUUUGCAGUGCUUGUCUACAUGUAUAUGGUUUGUCUGGAGCAUUGGAUAUGGGUGUGUGGAUAUUGGUCAGCUAAUAAUUGAGAUCCACACAUGAGACUGUACCUGUGUACUAAGCAUAGACAUGGACUGAGUCCUAAAGUUUAUAAUCAGGAUUUUAAAAUAUUAUUAGAUUUUUGUUUUCACCUUGUGAUCCACCUGCCUCAGCCUCCCAGAGUGCUAGGAUUACAAGCAUGUGCCUGUGAUUUCUUAAACUCAAGAAAUUUAAUUUUAUUUUGUGUUCUUUCCUUACCUCAAGCCUAAAAUAGGCCAAGAGAAAUACUAUGACUUGAGAAACUACUAGUAGCUUAUGUGUGAUUUCUGACUUCUGGAAUGGCAUCAUUCUCUCUCAAAAUUUGGCUUUUUAAGAGUAAAGUUUUAGAGUAAAGGACAUUGGCCCUCACCAUAAAAAUUGUACAUUUAUAAUUUUUUUAAAAAUUAAAAUGAUGGGGCUGGCUAGCUCAGUGGUUCCGUUGCCUGGCUCACAAGCCCAAGGGUCCAGAGUUCAAUCCGAGGUACAAAAAAAAAAUUUUGUUUUUUAAAUGAUAGGCAUUGUGAGCCCAUAUCCUCAGGGUAUUUCUCUUUGACUUGAUCGAAUAUCUCAUUAGAUUAAGCCUGGACCUGAGUGGAAGGGAGGUAGAUUUGUAGGUUUAUCUUAAUGACAUGAGAAUCAAAUUGGUGACUCUACCUUCACUUUCCGUUAUUGAAGUAAAAUGUACCAUUUUCUCUUUCAUAAGAAAUUUUUGUCAUUCUUAGCUUUAUUGCUGAAAAAUAUCUUCAUGACUUUAUAGAAAGAAUUAUACACUCAGUGAUUUCUUAUACUCAGAAGUGUAAUAUAGACUUAACUAGCCAGUGUGUUGGCCACCACCACCUAGAGUUUCCCCAGAAGUUAACACCAAAGAAUUAUAAACAACAUGCUUUUGCUUAACUGUCCAUUUGAGUGGUUUUGUUUUUUAAUUCAGUGUAUCAAGGGAUAGAGAUACUAAUCGAUGGAGAGACAUGUAUCUAUUUACAUCAAUCCCUAAAUAUGGGGUAUUAAAAGGAAUAUAAAGGAAAAGUCUGAUUCAAUCCAGUGUUAUAUGAAGUUAAGUAUCUGGGUUAUUGAAAAUUUGAGAGAAAGAGGAUACCAUGAAGCCUAAACUGGACUAGCCUUACUUGCAAGUGAAGGAUCUGGUGCUGCUUUCAGAUGUUUAUCCUUUAUGUUUUUAAAUUUUUUCUUAAGCUUUAAUCUUCGUCAUUGUCUUAAAGUCAACUGGUGUUUCUGUUCAUCGACUUUGGUACGAUGGUGCUUUGCAAGGAUGUAUUUAUAUUAUAAUGGCCAACAUUUGGUCAGCCCCUGUCCACUUACUCACUUUCCCCUUUUGUAAAAUAAGUGCUUUAAUUAUAACUGUAUAAAAAUACCUUGUAUAAAUCCCUUUUUUGAUUAUGACAAUAAGCUGAAUUGUAACAAAUGAAAUGUUGAUUUUUAUAAUAAAACAGUGAAAAAA
Molecule: messenger RNA, 10046 nt
Organism: Heterocephalus glaber (naked mole-rat)
Lineage: Eukaryota; Metazoa; Chordata; Mammalia; Rodentia; Bathyergidae
Gene: Lrp6
Product: LDL receptor related protein 6
Biological process (GO): canonical Wnt signaling pathway; nervous system development
Molecular function (GO): Wnt receptor activity; Wnt-protein binding
Source: RefSeq, a predicted model, not a curated record